GUCUGGCCCCCAGCAUGGCAGAGCACACUUCAAAUACGAGUGCUUCGGCCUUAGCCCAGAAGCCAGCCAGCCCUCCUUCAGAGGACGAGGGAAAUUCACCGCCGCGCAAACGACCACGAACUAGAGCCCCGCCUCAGAUGGCAGCGUCGAAUGCAGAUGUCGCGGAUUUUGCGCCCCAGCCCGAACCUCAGCCUACACCGUCAAUCGCUCCGCAACUUGCACAGACUCAGCCCCCCGAAGUGCAUCGUUUCCCCAUACAACCGCUCAAUCGCUUUCAAGGCGCCUCGGCGAGCAUAAAGCGCCCACGCGAAGUCGCACACUUCUCCUACGACGACAACCAUGAAUACCGAGACGACGAGUCCAGUAUCAACUACUACCUACCGCCACCUGUGGGCGCAGAUCUGAAGGAGGGCUUCGACACCUUCAGACACUACGAGGAAAAGGAGGACCCACAUCUUGACAGUCUGCUCAAGGCGCUGGCACACAAGGAGAGCAAAGACACGGAAGGCUCAAAGACCAAGGCGGACUUCGUGACCUGGAGAGGCAUGAUGACGAAAAUCAUGACCGCACCUUACGACACUUUCGCCGAGUUCAGCAUGUUCGCGACCCUCCACGACGGCACGAUCUACAUUGAAGAAGACUUCCCCUCGCGCUCCGCCUCCCGCGCUGCCGAAUCCUCGCGUCCCCCACCACGACACCUACACCCAGACCAGCAAUCCCAAGCUAUGAUGUCGUACUGGGGCUACAAAUUCGAAACGCUCUCUUUGAUCCCCACACUGCCGUCCACCACGCCACCAGACCAGAUCCGCAAACACCAACAGUCCAUAACCUCAAACCACGCCCAGCACUGCUCUAUCGUACAUACGUCAUUCGGUCCGCACUCCCUCCUCCUCGGCGGCGAAGUCGACGGUCUCCUCUCCCCCAAACCCACAAACCCAGACACACCGAUCCCCUGGGUGGAGCUCAAAACCGCCGAAGAACUCCCCCCACCCGCGCGACAACAGCACCGCGACAUCUUAAAAUUCGAGCGGAAACUCCUUAAGUUCUGGGCCCAGAGUUUUCUCCUCGGCGUCCCGAGGAUCGUGGUCGGGUUCCGGAGUAAGAGCGGGAUUCUGAGGGGUCUGCAGAUGUUUAAUACGCAUGAGCUGCCGGGUAUGGUACGCAGGGGCACGGCGUGCUGGGAUGGGAACGUGUGUAUUAAUUUCGCGGCGGAGUUUUUGGGGUGGUUGAAGGAGACGGUGAGGGAGGAGGGGGUGUAUAGUGUGGUGUUGAGAAAGAAGGGCGGGGUUGUGGAGGUUCGAAAGGUGAGGGAGGGGACGGGAGGGAUUGUUAGUGAGGAGUUUUUGGCGUGGAGGAAGAAGCAGAAGAGUCGAGAACAAGACAAUGGCGAGCAAGAGCCAGAAGUCCCUGUAGAAGGGAAGAUCGAAGACGAGCAAAAGUCCGAGCGAACUGCUUGA
Messenger RNA from Macroventuria anomochaeta, 1457 nucleotides. RefSeq names its product RAI1-domain-containing protein. Lineage: Eukaryota; Fungi; Ascomycota; Dothideomycetes; Pleosporales; Didymellaceae. Gene Ontology annotation, cellular component: nucleus; cytosol. Gene Ontology annotation, molecular function: mRNA 5'-diphosphatase activity. Bases 15 to 1457 code for a protein of 480 amino acids. Gene Ontology annotation, biological process: NAD-cap decapping; nuclear-transcribed mRNA catabolic process. The record is from RefSeq and is a predicted model, not a curated record. The transcript is spliced from 2 exons.